UGGUCGGUUGUUGUUAUUUUUCAUCCUCAAUUUCGGGUCUUGUAAUUCUAUGCGUGCCUAGAGAACAAAAAUAUCAUGCGGAUAUUGUAAUUCUAGGCACGCGUUGGGCCCAAAAAUGGGGACCCGAACAGUAAACAAAGACUCAACUCGGAGUAGUAACCAGAAGCAGACCCCUAAAGUGAAACAAUUACUUGUACUUCAAACUCUUCGCUAUGCUCUCUAUACUGGUUUAGCCCCAUUCCCAGUUCUCCCCAAUUUCAAAAUCACUCCAUUAAUGAUGUCUUGAAUUUUGGAGGGAAACCAGACAAUGCACCCAAGAAAUAAUGCAGUUGCACACCAAUCUCCGACCCAAAUCAAUUUUCUUCUCCACCAAAAACCACAAAACCCUUCUCCCUCUCUUCAAUUUCUCUUCUCUCUCCAACCCCAUCUCUCACUCGCAACCCUCUUCUUCAUCUUCUCCAUGGUUCUCUAUCCUCCGCUCCGCCAUUGCCAAUACAGACUUGCCCCUCGGCAAGCGCGCCCACGCCCUUAUGUUAACCUCAGGGGAAUGCCAAGACCAUUUUCUAAUCAACAAUCUCAUCACCAUGUAUUCGAAAUGCAGGUCGCUCACGUAUGCACGCCACCUGUUCGAUAAAAGUCCUGACCGAGACCUGGUCACCUGGAAUGCCAUUCUAGCAGCCUAUGCGCAAGCUGGGGGCUCUGUGGUUGAGAAUGUUCAAGAGGGGCUUGGCCUUUUCCGGCGGCUUCGCGAGUCUGUUGUGUUCACCAGUCGGCACACUUUGGCUUCCGUUCUGAAGCUGUGUUUGCUGUCGGGGCGUGUUUGGAUUUCGGAGGCUGUUCAGGGGUACGCUGUGAAAGUUGGGUUGGAGUGGGAUGUGUUUGUUUCGGGUACUCUGGUGAAUGUGUAUUGUAAACUCAGAAGAGUUAAGGAGGCUCGGGCUUUGUUUGAUGGGAUGCUGGAAAGGGAUGUUGUGUUGUGGAACACAAUGCUGAAGGCAUAUGUGGAAAUGGGUCUUCAUGAAGAAGCACUUGCUCUUUUCUCCAAGUUUCACCGGAGUGGAUUGGGUCCUGAUGAUGUCAGUGUGCGUUGUGUUCUUAGUGGGAUUCACGAAGUUGAUUAUGAUGAAGGCAAGAGGCACAUGGAGGAGGUUCAAGCAUAUGCAGCAAAGCUGGGGGAGUUUAUAACUAAUGUGGAUGAUGAAGCCCAUCCACCAAGCUUAUGUGUUCCCACUACUAAUUCCGACAUAUUUUUGUGGAACAAGACAUUGUCCAAGUAUAUCCGAGCUGGUGAAAAUUGGGCUGCGAUAGAGUUCUUUAGAAAUAUGAUUAGAUCAAAAGUGGGAUAUGACAGUGUGACAUUAGUAAUUAUUCUAUCUGCGAUUGUAGGCACAAAUAAUUUGGAGGUGGGGAAACAGAUUCAUGGUGCUGCUUUGAAAUCAGAUUUUGGUUCUGUUCUUUUGGUAGCAAAUAGCCUUAUCAACAUGUAUUCAAAGGCUCGCUGUGUUCACUUUGCGAGAGCAGUAUUCAAUCACAUGAAAGAAGUGGACCUAGUUUCAUGGAACUCGAUGAUAUCAUGUUAUGCUCAAAGCAGUUCAGGAGAGGAAUCAAUAAAUCUAUUUAUAGGUUUAUUACGGGAUGGUCUAAGACCUGAUCAAUUUACAAUUGCAAGUAUUUUAAGGGCUUGCUCCUCUCUUCAAGAAGGGUUGCAUCUCAGUGAACAGGUUCAUGUUCAUGCAAUAAAGAACGGUAUUGCUGCUGACAGAUUUGUUUCAACAGCUCUUAUUGAUGUUUAUUCUAGAAGUGGAAAGAUGGACGAGGCAGAGGCCCUUUUAGAUAACAAAGUUAAAUUCGAUCUGGCAUCUUGGAAUGCGUUGAUGUUUGGUUACAUAAAGAGUAAUGACAGUCACAAAGCACUACAACUUAUGAGGAUGAUUCAUGAAGGUGGAAAGAGAGUAGAUGAGAUUACUCUGGCAACUGUUGCUAAGGCCACUAGUUGCCUGGUAGCGUUGGUGCCGGGGAAGCAAAUUCAUGCUCAUGUCAUAAAAACAGGGUAUUCAAAGGACUUAUAUGUUAACAGCAGUAUUCUAGAUAUGUACAUAAAAUGUGGAGACAUGAAAAGUGCACACACAGUUUUCAAUGACAUUCCUGCACCUGAUGAUGUUGCGUGGACAACUCUAAUCUCAGGAUGUUUAGAAAAUGGAGAUGAAGGGCGCUCUGUGUCUAUAUACCAUCAGAUGAGGCAGUCAGGAGUUCAGCCUGAUGAAUACACCUUAGCUACCUUAGUCAAAGCCGCCUCUUGUCUGACAGCAUUGGAACAAGGGAAACAGAUACAUGCAGAUGCAAUAAAGUUGGAAUAUUCCUCAGACCCUUAUGUUGCGACAUCACUUGUUGACAUGUACGCCAAGUGCGGUAACAUAGAAGGUGCAUAUCGUUUAUUCAGAAGGAUGGAUGUCGGGAGCAUUGUUCUGUGGAAUGCCAUGUUGGUGGGUUUAGCUCAACAUGGAGACGCUGAAGAAGCACUAAAUCUUUUCAGAGUCAUGAAAUCUAAUAACAUUUUGCCUGAUAGGGUUACUUUCAUUGGAGUUCUUUCUGCUUGCAGCCACUCUGGUUUAGUUUCUGAAGCUUACGAGCAUUUUUCUUCAAUGCAAAGAGAUUACGGCAUUGAACCUGAGAUCGAGCACUACUCUUGUCUAGUCGAUGCCCUUGGCCGCGCAAGGCGUGUUCAAGAGGCAGAAAAGCUGAUAGCAUCAAUGCCAUUUGAAGCUUCUGCUUCAAUGUACAGAGCCCUGCUUGGUGCUUGCAGGGUUCAAGGGGACACAGAAACAGGAAAACGAGUAGCAGAACAGCUCUUGGCUAUUGAGCCAACUGACUCAUCCGCGUAUGUUCUCAUAUCCAAUAUGAAUGCUGCUGCCAACCAGUGGGAUGCUGUGAACGAUGCUCGUCAAAUGAUGAAACAGAAGAAUGUAAAGAAAGAACCAGGUUUCAGUUGGAUGGAUGUGAAGAACAAGGUCCAUUUGUUUGUAGUAGAUGACAAAUCCCAUCCUGAAGCCGAUUUGAUAUACGACAAGUUGGAGGACUUGAUGAAACAGAUCGGUGAAGAAGGGUAUGUCCCUGACACAGAGUUUGUGCUUGCUGAUGUUGAAGAAGAGGAAAAAGAGCGAGCCCUAUAUUACCAUAGUGAGAGGCUAGCAAUAGCUUAUGGACUGAUAAGCACUCCCUCAUCUGCCAUUGUUCGGGUCAUUAAGAACCUUAGAGUUUGUGGAGACUGCCAUAAUGCAAUCAAAUACAUAUCAAAGGUUUCUCAAAGAGAAAUUGUGGUGAGAGAUGCAAAUCGCUUCCAUCGUUUCAGAAAUGGGAGCUGCUCCUGUGGUGAUUACUGGUAAACCCAGCCAUACAGGGUAGAGUCAACCUAAUUAAAGCAUCUUUUUAGUUCCUUUUGUUGUGAACAUUUUCAAUUCAUUCAAUAUUAGUUACUUUUAGUGGAUUAA
Messenger RNA from Rosa chinensis, 3488 nucleotides. RefSeq names its product pentatricopeptide repeat-containing protein At4g33170. Gene Ontology annotation, biological process: RNA modification. Lineage: Eukaryota; Viridiplantae; Streptophyta; Magnoliopsida; Rosales; Rosaceae. Gene Ontology annotation, molecular function: protein binding; zinc ion binding; RNA binding. The transcript has a single exon. The record is from RefSeq and is a predicted model, not a curated record. Bases 324 to 3383 code for a protein of 1019 amino acids.